AUGGAAGAAGACGGGCCAUCGGGAAACUCAAGUGGUAUGGGACCGUGGAAGCAAAAUCUCUACCUUUUACAAGAACGGGCUCCAAAACCGAAGGCGGUCCUCUGCAAACAUCACAUCGAAAAUCGCCCGCGACAUUAUGGAAAUGAGUUUCAUGGGCUUAUUGACAGAACAGAGGCAGAGAGAAUGCUUCUAGAAGCUGGAGAAGGCGCAUAUCUUGUCCGUGAGUCAACAAGAUCAAAAGAUGCUUAUACACUUUGCAUGGUCUUCGACAAAAAAGUUCUCAAUUACAAACUAUACUAUGACGGUGCAUACUAUGUAGGAGAGAAAAGAUUCGACACAAUGGACUUGUUGGUUGCUGACGGUCUGAUUUCGAUGUAUGUUGAUUUGCACGCGUCGGAUUAUAUUAAACGAAUGGCAGACGAAGCGAUUUAUGAGGACAGCCCAUACUCUCGAUAUACAAGUGCGACGACUGAUAUUGCAAGAAGACCAGUGACCAGGGCUCACAAUUUCGUGCCGUAUACGUUCAAAGCGCCGCACUAUUGUGAUUAUUGUAGAAAUUUCUUGUGGGGUCUUGUUCAUCAGGGCCAAAGAUGCGAAGAUUGUGGGUUCGCUGCUCAUAAGAAAUGUUCCGAAAAGACACUUCACGAUUGUCGGCCUGAAGCGAAAUACGUCAAACGCAUGUUUUCCGUUGACAUCACCACGCUUUGUCUUGCUCACGGGACCGAUAUACCGCCGGUGGUAACUCAAUGCAUUGCCGAGGUGGAACGUCGCGGAUUGCACGUGGAAGGCAUCUACCGGGUAUCUGGUUCAUAUGAGCAUAUCGAAAAGCUUCGUCUUCAAUAUGAUGCGAAUCAGAGCGUAGAUCUUUCUGCGGUUGCCGAUAUUCACACUGUCUGUGGACUUUUGAAGUCUUAUUUUCGCCUUUUACCCCAACAAUUGAUUCCGUUCAGUGUUCAUAAAGAAUUACUAGCGGUUUACACAGAGACGAGUAUGAGGCCUGUGCAUGACCGUAUUCGAGCGAUAAGGAAAGCUAUGCUAGAGCUCUCUGAUGCCAAUAUUAUUACGCUUGGGGCCAUCUUAUCUCAUCUGAAAAAGGUUGCUGAAAAUAGUGCCAAGAACAAAAUGACAGUGGAGAAUCUUGCCACGAUCUUCUCGCCAACUUUAUUCUGCUCUGGUGCAAUUCCAGCGAUGCCCAAUCACCAGCUUCUCCAUUUUCUUAUUUCGAAUCCCCAGAGUUUAACACCAUGCAUAACUGGACGGAUAGAAGAAGAGGGCGAAGAUGAAGAAGAAUACGAGCAAAAUUAUGAGAUUCAGAGGCCUGAGAGGCCAGGAGAAACGUCGUCAAACCAUGGAUCUCGUCGCACAUCCGCAUGCACUGCAGAUGAUGAGGAUGACUUUGGUCCAAUUGAGGAAGUCGACGAAGAACCUGUCAUCCGAAAUGGUUUUAAUGGAAAUACUCAACCUUCAACCGAUCGAUAUGGUUUCUUUUUGAAUCGUGCUGGUGGAUUUUUACAAGAACACGCAAUAGAACCCGAACGAUUACGGAAACGCGAGAAAAAAUGGAUACAAAUGCUUGAUAACUGGCGAUAUUUCAUGGAUGAACGGUUUGAGGUGAUUCGAAAUCGAUGUCGAAAAGGGAUUCCGCCAUCGUUACGAGGAAGAGCUUGGAAAUAUUUAUGUGGAGCUAUGUACCAAAUGGAAGUCUCUUCGAAUCGUUUUGUUUUUGAAUAUUGCGUUAAACAAGCCGGCGAUCCAAAAUGGAUUGACGAUAUUCAAAAAGAUUUGAACAGACAAUUUCCUGAACACGAAAUGUUCGCGCGUGAGGGAAAAUAUGGCGAUGGAGGAAAAGAUGAUUUAUUUAAUUUGCUGAAGGCAUGGACCGUUCUCCACCCAGAAGAGGGGUACUGUCAGGGUCAGGCUCCAGUUGCUGCAGUUCUACUCAUGCAUAUGCCAGUGCGUGACGCCUUCUAUUGUUUUGUUCAAAUUUGUCACAAAUAUCUUCCUGGUUACUAUAGUGCUGGACUAGAAGCUGUUCAGGUGGAUGGGGAUAUUCUAAACAAAUUGCUCAAAGAAAAAUCCAAACUUACUUAUAAGCAUUUUAAAAAGAAUAAUGUAGAUCCAAUAUUAUAUAUGGUAGAAUGGUUCAUGUGCAUAUUUUGUCGAUCUUUGCCCUGGCCGACGGUCCUUCGUGUUUGGGAUAUGUUCCUUUGUGAAGGCGUGAAAAUUCUAUUUAAAGUCGCUUUGGUAUUGCUGAAAUAUGGAAUUGGGACCCCAAAACAAAUCAAGGAUUAUCCCGAUUUGCAUUCCAUCGUCACUCGACUCAAAAACUUGCCACCAAUGAUUACUAGCGAAGAAUUUUUAGUUGAGAAAGUUUGCGAGAUGACCCUUAAUGAUGCGGACCUUGAGAAAUUCCAUUUUACUGCAAUGAAGCUUCGGCAGAUGCGUUUUAGUUGA
This is a messenger RNA of Caenorhabditis bovis, 2454 nucleotides long. The record is from the annotation of a GenBank genome assembly. NCBI's taxonomy places the organism in Eukaryota, Metazoa, Nematoda, Chromadorea, Rhabditida, Rhabditidae.